Messenger RNA from Microtus oregoni (creeping vole), 1953 nucleotides. RefSeq names its product gamma-butyrobetaine hydroxylase 1 (gene Bbox1). The transcript has 8 exons. Bases 255 to 1433 code for a protein of 392 amino acids. Gene Ontology annotation, cellular component: mitochondrion. The record is from RefSeq and is a predicted model, not a curated record. Gene Ontology annotation, biological process: carnitine biosynthetic process. Gene Ontology annotation, molecular function: iron ion binding; gamma-butyrobetaine dioxygenase activity. Lineage: Eukaryota; Metazoa; Chordata; Mammalia; Rodentia; Cricetidae.
UCCCUCUAAAAUCAGUUCUCUUGGAAUAGUCAAGGACCAAGUAGAAGCUACUGCGCCUGUGCUCAGGUGAGAGCCGACAGCUCCUCCCUGCUAAAUGCAUAGGUUUCUUCCCCAAGUCUGUUUUGCAAUAGAAGAGCUGUCACUGUGAACAGGUGGAAAAGAAGUAGUGCCUGUCUGCGUGUUCCUGUGGCUGCAGCUGGCUCAGGCAUAGCAGACAAGACAGCAGGAAGAAUUUAUCUUCAAAGGCCAGAAACAUGCACUGUGCCAUCCUAAAGGCAGAAGCAGUGGACGGGGCUCAUCUGCUGCAGAUCUCUUGGCACGAUGGGGCAGAGUCCCUCUACCCAGCAGUGUGGCUGAGAGACAACUGCCAGUGUUCAGAAUGCUACCUGCAUUCUGCAAAAGCUCGGAAACUUCUCCUGGAAGCUCUCGACGUGAACAUUAGAAUCAAAGACUUAUCAUUUGACCGGAAAAAGGUUUAUAUCACAUGGCCCAAUGAGCAUUACAGUGAAUUUGAAGCAAAUUGGCUGAAGAAAAGAUGUUUUUCCCAACAGGCCAGAACAAGACUCCAAGAAGAACUGUUUUUACCAGAAUGCCAAUAUUGGGGCUCGGAGCUUCAGCUGCCUACUCUGAAUUUUGGAGAUGUUUUAAAAGAUGAUGAGCAUGCAUACAAAUGGCUCUCUAGCCUCAAGAGAGUAGGCAUUGUGAGACUCACUGGAGCAGCUGACAAAUGUGGAGAGAUCACAAAACUUGGGAAAAGGAUUGGCUUUUUGUACCUAACAUUCUAUGGACACACUUGGCAAGUGCAGGACAAGAUUGAUGCCAACAAUGUGGCUUAUACAACUGGGAAGCUCAGCUUCCACACUGACUACCCAGCCCUCCACCAUCCACCUGGGGUUCAGCUUCUGCACUGUAUAAAGCAAACAGUCACAGGUGGCGAUUCUGAAGUUGUCGAUGGGUUUAAUGUGUGCCAAAAGCUCAAGGAGAAGAAUCCUCAGGCAUUCCACAUUCUGUCUUCCACCUUUGUGGAUUUUACAGACAUUGGAGUGGAUUACUGUGACUUCUCUGUGCAAUCUAAGCACAAGAUUAUAGAGUUGGAUGAUAAAGGCCAAGUAAUUCGCAUCAACUUCAACAAUGCAGUCAGAGAUACAGUCUUUGAUGUCCCCAUUGAAAGAGUUCAGCCUUUCUACUCUGCUCUGAAAGAGUUUGUGGACCUCAUGAACAGCAAGGAAUACAAGUACACCUUCAAGAUGAAUCCAGGUGAUGUGAUUGUCUUUGACAACUGGCGCUUGCUCCAUGGACGUCAUAGCUAUGAGGCAGGAACUGAGAUAUCCCGUCAUCUGGAAGGAGCUUAUGCUGAUUGGGAUGUAGUGAUGUCAAGGCUUCGUAUUCUAAGACAGAAGGUCAAAAAUGGAAACAGAGCUGAGCAGUGGUAGCACAUGCCUUUAAUCCUAGACUUGGGAGGCAGAGGCAGAGAUGAAUCUCUGUGAGUUCCAGGCUAGCCUGGUCUACAAGAGCUAGUUCCAGGACAGGCUCCAAAGCUAAAUAGAAACCCUGUCUCGAAAAACGAAACCAAAAAAAAAAAAAAUAAUAAUUGGGAAAUGAAUUUCCUGCCCUUAAAUUUUAGUGCAAGUUCAAUAACUGAAUGUUACUUGCUAUAGCCUGGUUAUUCUCAUAUCAUGAUCAGCCUCAUUUACAUAUUAAUUUCUUUAAAUCUGAACCUGCAACGUCUCUCUUCAAAGUAUUUUUCCUUGUAAUCCUAUUCAGUGUCAACUUGUUAGAUGCCAUGAAAGGGAGCUUUCUUAAAGCAUUCCUCCUGUGGCAUGUAUGUUCUCAUUUCCUUUGCCUUCACAAGUGUCAGCAGAACAUCUGCUGGUAGUUUUGUAUCAACCAAAUCUUUCUGAUAAAUAAAUAUAUAUAUAUAAAGUUUUGUUUAAAUAAAAGGUCUUAAAAACA